Heteronotia binoei (common prickly gecko) is the source of this 601-nucleotide messenger RNA. It is a transcript of the gene FAM229A, whose product is annotated as family with sequence similarity 229 member A. The coding region runs from base 245 to 466 and encodes 73 amino acids. NCBI's taxonomy places the organism in Eukaryota, Metazoa, Chordata, Lepidosauria, Squamata, Gekkonidae. The record is from RefSeq and is a predicted model, not a curated record. The transcript has 3 exons.
AACAGUGCCCUCCAGGGGGUGAUGGGUUAACCUGCCAAGAGGCCUACAGCUGUGGCCUUGGGUAAGAGAUUAAUGUAGUGUGUAAUAUAGUGUAGGUAGGCCAGCUAGUUGUUAGCACUGAAAAUGGAAGGUUAAGUUUCUGUUUUUUCUCUCCACCAUGGAAGUCUGCUGGCUUGAGACUGCGUGGCAGGGUUUGGGUCUAGUUACAUCGGGCAAGUCUUAAGAACAGGUCUGGGGCUCGGACAUGAGCUCCCAAGAGACCCCACAAGCUCGGAGAUUUCCCAUAGAGGCAGGAGAUUCUCCCAGCCUGGCAACUGCCCCUGAUACCCAGGAGCCGGUUGCCCCUGAGCGCACUGCGACGAGGCAGCUGCGAAGAUGUCCAGGGUGCCACUGCCUGACCCUGCCCAACGUUCCCAUUGACGUCUACAUUGCCAUGGGUGGGAGCCACAGGCCACGAACAACCUGAAGUCUCCCCCAGGUCGGGCUCAAGUGCUGAGGCCACAGCAGCUGUCCCAGGAAACACUCUGACAGCCAGACAACAGCAAAGCAAGCCACACAGAACAGUGACGCACAUUUUAAUAAAAGGACACCUUAAAAUGUU